Messenger RNA from Tachyglossus aculeatus (Australian echidna), 1538 nucleotides. RefSeq names its product sphingolipid transporter 3 (putative) (gene SPNS3). The coding region runs from base 1 to 1518 and encodes 505 amino acids. NCBI's taxonomy places the organism in Eukaryota, Metazoa, Chordata, Mammalia, Monotremata, Tachyglossidae. Gene Ontology annotation, biological process: transmembrane transport. The transcript has 12 exons. The record is from RefSeq and is a predicted model, not a curated record. Gene Ontology annotation, cellular component: membrane. Gene Ontology annotation, molecular function: transmembrane transporter activity.
AUGCCCGACUCCGGCCUGCUGGGCUACCGGCCCCUGCCCGAAUACGGGACCGCAGCCUCGGCACGUGGAAGGAGGUCCCCUCCAUCGGCCACCUGGACCAUCUCCAACAGGAGACUUUAUUUCGCCGUGGCGGUGCUGUGCUACAUUAACAUGCUAAACUACAUGAACUGGUUUCUCGUGGCAGGGGUCCUCUUGGACAUCCAGAAGUACUUCCAGAUCAGCGACAAGAAUGCGGGCUCGCUGCAGACCGUGUUCAUCUGCAGCUUGUUGGUGGCCGCACCGCUGUUUGGCUUCCUGGGCGACCGCCACAACCGCAAGCGAAUCCUGAGCUGCGGCAUCGUCCUGUGGUCCUGUGCCAGCCUCGCCGGAUCCUUCGUCUCCGAAUGCUGCUCUUGGCUGUUCUUCCUGUCGCGAGGAGUGGUGGGGGUUGGGGCGGCGAGCUACUCCACCCUGGCGCCCACCAUCAUCGGGGAUCUCUUCGUCGAGGAUAAGAGGACCUGGGUGCUGUCCGUCUUCUACAUCUUCAUCCCCGUCGGAAGUGGAAUGGGGUACAUCUUGGGCUCCACGGUGGCCCAGGCCAAGGAAGAUUGGCGCUGGGCCUUUAGGAUCAUGCCAUCCCUGGAGGUGGUGGCUUUGGUCCUUCUGCUCCUGGUGGUACCGGACCCUCCCCGCGGGGCAGCAGAGAAGGGGAGGGGGCCCAGCCCUUCCCACAGCUCCUGGAUGCAGGACAUCAAGUACCUGGGCCGCAACUGGAGUUUCAUCUGGUCCUCCCUCGGCGUGACCGCGAUGGGCUUCGUGUCCGGCGCCCUGGGCUUCUGGGGGCCGCGGUUUCUGUACCAGGCCCGUUUGUUCCUCGGCCUGGAGCCCCCCUGCCUCCAGACGCACUGCGACUCCUCAGACAGCCUGAUUUUUGGGGGGCUGGCCAUCGGGACCGGAAUCGUCGGGGUGAUCCUGGGGGCCCAGGUGGCCCGCUACUUCAGGAAGUUCAGCCCCAAGGCGGAUUCGCUCCUCUGCGCCUCGAGCCUGCUGGCGGCCUCCCCCUGCCUCCUCUUGGCCAUCUUCUUCGCCUCCAAAAGCGUCGUGGUCACUUACAUCUGCCUCGGCUUGGGAGAACUCCUUCUGUCCUUUAACUGGGCCGUCGUGACCGACAUCCUGCUGUCGGUGGUGGAAGCCAGCCGGCGUGGGACGGCCGAGGCCCUGCAGAUCUCAGUGUGCCACCUCCUAGGAGAUGCCGGGAGCCCCUACCUCAUCGGACUCAUUUCCAGCGCCAUUCAGCAGCACCAAGCGGAUUCCUUCCUGGGAGCCGUCCGGAGUCUGCAGUCCAGCUUCAUCGUCUGCGUCUUUGUGACCGCCCUGGGCGGCGGCUUCUUCUUCCUGACCGCCCUGCAUGUGGAGGCCGACCAGAGGGCUGCCCGCAGCAGGCUCGACUCAGGGAACGAGGAUGAAGAGGGCAGGGAGAACCCACCUUUCCUUUCACCCGGAGAGGAUCGAGAGGCCUUGUCGGCAGCCGGGCCCUGAGCGAGAGCCCCCUCCCAUCC